This is a messenger RNA of Quercus robur (English oak), 2187 nucleotides long. RefSeq lists its product as uncharacterized. Lineage: Eukaryota; Viridiplantae; Streptophyta; Magnoliopsida; Fagales; Fagaceae. Gene Ontology annotation, molecular function: GTPase activity; GTP binding; translation release factor activity. Gene Ontology annotation, biological process: translation. The record is from RefSeq and is a predicted model, not a curated record. The coding region runs from base 207 to 1787 and encodes 526 amino acids. Gene Ontology annotation, cellular component: translation release factor complex. The transcript has 19 exons.
AAGAUAAAAGUUGUGUGCUUACUGAAACAGCAUCGCAUAUAUACCAAACGCGACAGCCUUUUGGCACGCCAUUCGCACUGAUUUCUCGAACUCCAUUCUAAACCCACACGCCUCCUUUUACAUUAUCGUAGCUCGCUUUCUCUCUCUCUCUCUCUCUCUCUCUCUCUCUCAAAAACCCUAACACAAAUCUUAGCGCCCACUUCACUAUGGAUAUUGAUGAGAAAAAAAUGGUAGAUAUUGAGGAGGAGAUCCGAUCUUUACAGCUCGACUCAGCCGAUACUACUGAGAUGAUAGCGGAAGAUAACAUUGGGGUUGUUAAUGCUGAAGAUGAAAUUGCACAACAUGAAGAACUUGAGAAAGUGGAUAAGAUGGAGGAAGAUUCAAAGGAAGAAGUCCAUAACCAGGCAGUAGAGGUUGAAAAGAAAGUGAAAGAGAAGGAAAACUCUGCCCUAGACGAGGAAGCAACUUUUGAGAAGGAAUUACCGAAGAAGAGACACUUGAAUGUUGUCUUCAUUGGCCACGUGGAUGCUGGUAAGUCCACUACUGGAGGCCAGAUACUUUUCCUCAGUGGUCAGGUAGAUGAUCGGACAAUUCAAAAAUACGAAAAAGAAGCAAAGGACAAAAGUAGAGAAAGCUGGUAUAUGGCUUAUAUUAUGGACACUAAUGAAGAGGAGAGAGUCAAGGGUAAGACUGUUGAAGUUGGAAGAGCACAUUUUGAAACAGAGAUGACAAGAUUUACAAUUUUAGAUGCACCGGGUCACAAAAGUUAUGUCCCAAAUAUGAUCAGUGGUGCAUCUCAAGCUGAUGUUGGCGUUUUGGUAAUUUCUGCUCGAAAGGGGGAGUUUGAAACUGGAUAUGAGAGAGGUGGACAGACUCGUGAACAUGUUCAGCUUGCUAAAACCUUGGGUGUGUCAAAGCUGCUUGUUGUUGUAAACAAAAUGGAUGAUCCUACAGUCAAUUGGUCAAAAGAAAGGUACGAUGAAAUUGAGUCCAAGAUGACACCAUUUCUAAAGUUGUCAGGAUACAAUGUGAAGAAAGAUGUCCAAUUCCUGCCAAUAUCUGGUCUGAUUGGUACAAACAUGAAAACAAGAGUGGACAAAAGUGUUUGUUCUUGGUGGGGUGGUCCCUGCCUUUUUGAAGCCCUGGAUGCUACUGAAAUUCCUCAACGAGAUCCCAAAGGUCCAUUUAGGAUGCCUAUUAUAGACAAAUUCAAGGACAUGGGAACUGUUGUCAUGGGCAAAGUAGAAUCUGGUAGUGUGCGUGAGGGUGAUUCCAUGGUGGUCAUGCCAAAUAAGGCUCAUGUUAAAGUUCUUGCCGUAUUCUGUGAUGAAGAUAAGGUUAAACGUGCAGGGCCAGGUGAAAAUGUACGAGUUAGACUAUCUGGGGUUGAAGAGGAGGACAUAUUGUCUGGCUUUGUUUUGUCAAGCAUUUCAAGACCAAUAGCUUCUGUUUCUGAGUUUGAAGCCCAGUUGCAGAUCCUUGAGUUGCUGGACAAUGCAAUUUUUACUGCUGGCUAUAAGGCUGUCUUGCACAUUCAUGCUGUUGUUGAAGAAUGUGAGAUUGUAGAGUUGUUACAGCAAAUUGAUCCAAAGACAAAGAAACCUAUGAAAAGGAAAGUUCUCUUUGUGAAAAAUGGUGCCAUUGUUGUAUGCCGUGUUCAGGUGAAUAACUUGAUAUGCAUUGAGAAGUUCUCAGAUUUUCCCCAACUUGGAAGGUUUACUCUUCGUACUGAAGGGAAAACAGUUGCAGUGGGAAAAGUUACUGGUCUUAAUUUGUCAAGUGCCUGAACAAUUUUUAGCAUAAGAGGCAAGCAGAGUCAGUUGGACUUCAAUGUUACAUUUCAUGGCAGCAUGACAGGACUGACUUACUGCAGCAUUACAUGCAACUCAUUGAUAGUUAUCGAUUCUGAUAUCGCCUGCCUUAUAUAGAGUAGUAGUUUUAUGAAGAGUUAAUUUUUGUUGCUGAUGCCCGUGCGUUUGGAUGGGGGCUUUACCGGGCAUUGUUGCUUUGGGCAUUUUAUGGGUGUACCUUCUGACCUAGUUCACCCAUUGCCAUCUUUUAACUUAAAUAUAGUUAUGAUUAAUAGUUUUGAAUUGGUCUUAUCUGAUUAUUGUUUGGUAAAGUUGGUCUGACUCUUGUUUUGAUACCCUUAAGGGCCCAUCUAAAUUGAUUAUCAGUUUCUAUUUU